AUAAUUGAUUGCAUUUUCAGGCAUUUCGAUUUAUCCUAUGCCUCCUUUCUUUGGUUAUUAUCUAUAGUAACACACAUACUACAUCUUCAUAAUCCCUGACCGAGUGGGUCUUUAUCUAAUUUUUGUUUGGUUUCCAAGAAGAAAAAGAAGUCCUCUGUUGUUUUCUUGAGAAGACAUUCAUGGCUUCCUCUAAAAGCACAGCUUUCCUAGCUUUGCUUCUGGUAUUGCUUGCAGUUAUUGCUGUGGGAGAUGACGUGCUAUCUGAUUUCAAUGAGAUGGUGUGUGAAGAAGUAAACUGUGGGAAGGGGAGAUGCAAAGCAGGUAUAGGAUAUGCAUUCAACUACAUAUGCAAAUGCGAUCGCGGUUGGAAGAGAACUGAAGACGAUGAUGUGAAUGAUGCUGCACCAUUCUUACCUUGUGUGAUCCCAAAUUGUAGUCUAGACUACUCAUGCCAGCCCGCACCACCUCCGGUACCUGAAACACAAGUUCCACUCAACAUAUCUUUCUUCGAUCCUUGUUAUUGGGCGUACUGCGGAGAAGGAAGUUGCACAAGGGCCGAAACAUAUACGUUUGAGUGUUCGUGCAAAUCAGGGUUCUAUAAUCUUCUCGACACCUCUUAUUUCCCAUGCUACAGCGACUGUACAAUUGGAUCCGAUUGUUCACGUCUCGGAAUUAAAGUUGCAAAUCAGAAAACAACCACCAAUGGUCAGACUAGGAGUCCAGCAACCAUAAUUCGGCCAGGGAAUUUCCACCAGAUGAUUAUGUUGAUAAUGUCCAUGGCUUUGGCUCUGAGGAAGUAGCACUCCAUGUGUUGAAGCAAGAACUCAGUUCAUCAACUUGGUUGUAUCAUUAUGUAGAAUAUCCUUUUAGCUUCUUUUGUUCAUAGUAGUACUGUACAUGCAAGGCACAGCAAAUCUUAGUGGAGAUUUGUUCAUGUUGUUUGUCGUAUAAAAGAGCUAGAGAGUGUAAAAUUUGAUUACAUAUAGUUGUUUUCAUUAA
This is a messenger RNA of Tripterygium wilfordii, 999 nucleotides long. RefSeq lists its product as uncharacterized. The coding region runs from base 180 to 800 and encodes 206 amino acids. The record is from RefSeq and is a predicted model, not a curated record. The transcript has 6 exons. Lineage: Eukaryota; Viridiplantae; Streptophyta; Magnoliopsida; Celastrales; Celastraceae.